CUUCGUCCUUGUGGAUAGCCAUUUAGCUUGGUCCAAACAAAAGGAACAAGUUACUCUGUCUUCCUUGCCUCUAUAAUUUCCUCUCCCAGAAUUGGGUUCUUCAAGCUACACCUUCAGUUACAGCUACAAUGAUCUUUAGAGCAUUAUUUCUGUUGCUAGUUCUGGUGGCUACAACAUCAAUUGCUAUAGUGGAGAAGCAAACUUACAUAAUUCACAUGGACAAGACAAAGAUGGUGACCUCAAACCUCAAAGAAUGGUAUGAAGGCUUGAUGGAUUCUGUCUAUAACUUGUCAAUUGAUGAGGAGGAAGAAGAACACACAGCACCACCUGAUCUCCUUUACAUCUAUGAAAAUACCAUAUCUGGUUUUGCAGCAAAGCUUUCCAUCAAACAAUUAGAAUCCUUGAAAAGAAUGGAUGGCUUUCUCUUCGCCAGAGCCGACAAAAUUGUAAGCGCCCACACAACUCACACUCCUCAAUUCCUUGGCUUGCAAUUCAACAAGGGAUUGUGGCGCGCGUCCAACUUGGCUUCUGACAUAGUGAUUGGAGUGAUUGAUGGUGGAAUAUGGCCUGAACACCCAAGCUUCCAAGACUCAGGCAUGUCCGCAAUUCCCUCCAGAUGGAAAGGCAUUUGUGAGAAUGGCACAAUGUUUUCACCAUCAAAUUGCAACAAGAAGCUAAUUGGUGCAAGAACUUUCUAUAAAGGGUAUGAAGCAACUUAUGGAAAAGUGAAUGAAACAAUUGAGUUCUUGUCCCCUCGGGACGCAUUCGGACAUGGGACACACACAGCAUCUACAGCAGCAGGCAGUGUUGUAAACAACGCAAGUUUAUUUGGCUUGGCGAGCGGCUCAGCAAGGGGUGUUAGGUACACAUCCAGAAUUUCUGUUUAUAAAGUGAUAUGGCCAUACGAUGGAACUAUCUCUGAUGUAAUGGCUGCUAUAGAUCAAGCUGUUGCUGAUGGUGUUGAUGUACUCUCCCUCUCUGUGGGAGUUGGACCGACACCUUAUUAUCUGGAUGAUCUUGCUAUAGCUGCAUUUGGGGCCAUCCAAAGAGGAGUUUCUGUUGUAUGCUCUGGAGGCAAUUCUGGCCCAUCUUUUUACACCGUUACUAAUAGUGCACCAUGGAUCAUGACAAUUGCUGCUAGCUAUCCUGAUAGGAGUUUCCCAACAACUAUCAAGCUUGGGAAUGGGCUCACUUAUGAAGGUUCAUCUUUGUACACAGGCAACGCAACUGGCCAAUUGCCUCUUGUGUACGGAAAGACUGCAGGUGGCAAUGAUGCUGAGUACUGCAUUCCUGGCUCACUCAACAAAAGACUUGUUAAAGGAAAGAUUGUUUUGUGCCAAUCAGGUAUAAUCGACAGAACUUUAAAAGGAGAGCAAGUAAAACUAGCAGGUGGUGCUGGAAUGCUCCUAAUCGAUGAACUCCUUGCUGAUGCACAUGUUUUGCCAGCAACUGCUACUGGUCUCUUGGCAAGCAAUGCAAUCAUUGAAUAUGCAAAUUCAUCUAAGGAACCGACGGCGUCCAUUGUCUUCCACGGGACAGUGUAUGGAACCCGUGCACCAAUCAUGGCUGCAUUGUCAUCAAGAGGCCCUAAUUCUGUAGGAAUUGAUGUGAUCAAGCCAGAUGUGACUGCACCGGGGAUGAACAUCUUGGCUGCCUGGGUUCCCAUAGUAAGCCCAACUCUACUAACAAGUGAUAAGAGAAGAGUUAUGUACAAUAUCAUUUCAGGUACCUCAAUGUCAUGCCCCCAUGUUAGCGGCUUAGUGGCACUGAUCAAGUCACUCCAUAAAGAUUGGUCCCCUGCGACAAUUAAAUCAGCCAUCAUGACAACUGCUUACACUAUGGACAACAAAAAGGCACUGAUUACUGACAUUGCUUCUGGUAACUCUGCCACCCCAUUCCACUUUGGUUCAGGCCAUAUUAAUCCUGAAGCUGCUGCUGAUCCGGGGCUUGUUUAUGAUAUUACUCCUGAGGAUUAUCUAAACUAUCUAUGUAGUUUAAACUAUAACUCUUCACAAUUUGCUGCAGUAUCCAGAAGCCAUUAUACAUGCCCAAGAAACUCAACUCUUCAGCCUGGUGACCUGAAUUACCCUUCUUUUGCUGUGAAUUUUUUUGGGGAAGCAAAAAAUAUUAGUGUGACAUACAUGAGGACUGCGACGAAUGUUGGGACUCCAAAGAGUAAGUAUUUGGUGCACCUGGAGAAACCCAGUGGUGUAGAUGUGAUUGUACAACCAAAGAUGUUAAAGUUUAAGAAACUCGGUCAGAAACUGAGCUACAAAGUGACUUUUAUUGGAUACAAAAGAACUUCUGUGAUGGACGGUCUUAAUGCGACCUUCGGAUCUGUAGUCUGGGUAUACGGAAAAUACGCGGUUAGAAGCCCCAUUGCAGUGACUUGGUUGUAGUUUCAACGUUAAAUGCAGAGCAGUGCAUUGCUUAGUAUAUCAUGCAUACUACUCACCGGUAAAAGGAAGAUCCACAAGGGAAAAUGGUUCAAUUGUUGAAACAAAAAUGUGUAGAACUACAUACUAAGUAAUUGUACUCUGACGAAAGAAACAAUAAACUAAUGAAGUUGUCUGA
Messenger RNA from Tripterygium wilfordii, 2574 nucleotides. RefSeq names its product subtilisin-like protease SBT1.1. The transcript has a single exon. The coding region runs from base 129 to 2399 and encodes 756 amino acids. Gene Ontology annotation, molecular function: serine-type endopeptidase activity. Gene Ontology annotation, biological process: proteolysis. The record is from RefSeq and is a predicted model, not a curated record. Lineage: Eukaryota; Viridiplantae; Streptophyta; Magnoliopsida; Celastrales; Celastraceae.